AUGACAACAAUGUCGGACAGUCGCGGUGGCCCUACUGGUCCCAGGCAAGUCCGCAAGCGGGCAGGAAAUUUCGCGCAGGAUCUAGAUCUAGCAACCGCGACCUUGACAAUUGAGAAUACCAUUGGCAGCGGCGAGGGCGCACAUGGCGCUGCCCAUUUGUUGGGAUCGAAGAACUUGGGUUGGAUAUCCGAUAAGGUGGGCGCCGGCGUGGCUACGAGCUCGGAUCUCGAAAAAUUGCACCAAAUAGCCAUUCGCCUGGUAACUUUUACGAGCGCCAACUUGCAAUAUGCUAAACGAAAAGAGCGACAAGGAGCUAAGGACGCCACCAGUCCCAGGCGUGCCAUCUUGCACGGAUCAGGCUCGGCGGGUCAUCACCACGAACAACAUGGCUGGGUGAAGCAGCAAGCGCUGGCGGGUCCACUGGUGGAGUCGCCUGCAGCGCAGGGAGCAGACCACUUUUAUCCUCGUGGCGGAGCUGCAGGAAGCCCGACUGCGCGACUGCAGGAGCAUGCUCGUGGAUUGCUUACUCGACGACAAUCGCUACCUGCGUCCAGUAAAGGCGGUAUGGAACGGGUGUCCUUCUCACCAAGUUCGCGUCGCAGCCAGAGCGGCGGCCCGAAAGCCGCGCCGCGAAAGACAGCCGGUCCUCCUGGUUCCGCCGCGCCGCGGAGCACCGUGGGAAGCAAAAUCACCAGUUCCCAAUCACCAAGUUCAGGAGCCACGCAGCCGCGCAGUCUGGAGGAAUUACGAACGGAUCCGAAGAAAGGAGCUUCUCCAAACGCACGUAGGGGUGGAUCUGUCGUCGACUAUUCCAGCUACGGCUUGAAGAAGAGCGUUAUUGCAGUUCACAACCGUCGAACGGACUUUUCAAACCCUGAACUAACCUUUCAGCCUCUCGUCAGGACAUCGCCUCUUCACACCAAAGUAGUCUCGGGAAAGGACUGGCUUGACCUGCAACGAGAUAAUCACCUCAAGCGCAUGGAAGAAAGAAAACGGUAUCUAUCUAAUCAUCUCGAUCAAUCGUUUACGUUUUAUCUCGAUGUCAUAGUUGAUUGUACUACUUCUUCUAUUGUUUUUGUUGCUGUUGUUGAUCUUCCUUUAUUGAUAUUUUGUUGGCAACAUCACUUUCCUCCAGGUUACGGGAAGAGGAAAAUCGUAUUUUCGAAGAGCAGUUGAACGAGCAGGCGAAUAUGAAGCACAUUACCGAGGCCAGUGUGAUGAUUAUUGGAGAUAACCAUACGUCAAUUGAAGCACAAACCCAAAACUGGAUUGAGAAAGAACUGGAGCGGCGUAAAAAUGACGCUGCUAUGUUAGAAAAGCAAAAAAUUGAGGAAGAACAAGAACAAAAGCGAGAACGCAUGCUCCAACCGACAGAAGCAAUCGAGGCUCACUACGAAGAUUUCUUUCGGCGUCAGGUUGAGGAUCUCGUCGCGAGAAAGCAAAAGUACUUGUUCUUGGCUAAUUCUUAAGCUAGAAAAAUCUUAUCCACUGACUGCGUCUACGGCUACGAGUGCGAGCUCUGCGUAGAUAUAAAUAGAAAGUUCAUCACCAAGAAGUUGGCUUUGUCAUCUAUAAUUAAGUUUAGAUUGUUGACGGGACGAAAACGAAGACUACAUGGAUCCAAAAGUGAUUCAACAACAUUCAUACUACGAACAAUGGCAAUGACAAAAAUCAGAAUCAUCAAUCAAAACACUACGACUCCAAUACCACCUCAGACUCGAAGGAGCUCAGCAAGCUCAAGAAGCGACUAUGCGCGUUGAGUGUACCUUUAAGCCUCGCGUGAGCGGUCCUGUCCUACCCAAGUAUUUGAGAAGGCGAAUUGAGGAGCAGCGAGGUAACACAUAUUUAUACAGUCUAUGUCUUUGUUAGUAGUUGAUGUUCACUUCGAUUUCCUUUUUCAGUUUCUCUUACGUAAGAAAGACAAACAGAAAGAGUGUCGACACAUUUUAGUUUUACUUUUUGGCAGACCACGGAGAAAUUUUCGGAGAACAGGAAAGUAGAUGUAGAAGUACAAGAUUCUGAAAUAGAAAUAAUUAGAAGCCUCAAAGUGGAGAUCGUCUGGAUCUCUAUUUACAAAAAUAACAUCAACCAGGUCAUCCUCCGGAGCCCCUUGCGGCGCCUGAUGCAAAUGGUUUGCCUCACUAUGCACAAGCGACCUCGGUUUACCGUAUCCACCAGAAGGAACACGAGCCCGACAUUCUCCGUAGUUACGUGGAUCACUUGGAUCGUAGGGUCAUUGCUAAAGAGGCCCAAGAGCGGAUUCGACGCACGGCUCAGGAGGCGCGUGACCGGGAGGAGGCCGAGCAUCGCGCAGCUCAGGCAGCGGCCCGUCAAGCCGCUGAGGUGGCGGAGCGGGAGGCUGCGGAGUCCCGCGCAGCGGCCGAAAGGGCAAUGCAGGAGAAGGAGCAAUCGUAUGCGAUUCGGCUAUUGCGCGCAAGUGGAUCAGAGCAUGACAUCUCGCCGGGGAACGUGAACGACGAACUGUUAGGAGAACGUACUCCAUCUUCCAGAAGUAGUAACAAGAAAGAGAGCAAGAAGGGCAAGAAAGAUAAGAAGAGUUCUUCCAGAGCUCCGAGUCGCGGAGGUAGCGAUUCCGAUGGGGAUGGUAAAAAGAAGAAGCGGAAACGCGAAAGGAACACGGACCCCAACUCCUUGGGCCCACCUAGUAGUGGAGGGGAGGACCUAGCCAGUGGCGCAAGCGACGCAGAAGGAAGGAACAGAUCGUCAAAGAAGGACAAAAAAGAGAAGAAGAAGAAAGACGAAAAGAACAGUCCCCGGGAACGCGGCAGUGAACAGGAUGUCGAUGAGAAGAAGAAAAAGAAGAAAGAGUCUUCUGAUAAAAAGGCUCGGAAGAGUGACGACAAAAGUGACGCUGAGGAGAGCCCCUCGUCUUCGAGAAAACGGCGUGCGGAAGGGGAAGCGUCAGACGUGCCCCCAAGCAGUGCGGGAGAGGACACCACGCCUCGCUCAUCAAAGAAGGACAAGAAGGAGAAAAAAGAGAAGGACAAGAAAGAGGCAAAAGCGCCCUCACGUCCACUGCUCAGUGUAGAGGGAGCUCCUAGACCACGCGACGCAUCUGCUCUUUCCGACUCGUCUGCGCCGCCGUCUGGCAGCGACGCUGAGGGUUCGGACCGGCGUAAAAGCAAGAAAGACAGGAAGGAGAAGAAAGGCAAAGACAAGAAGGAAGACAAGAAAAUGAAAAGUCCUCGCAAGGCGAGUGAUGUUGAAGAAAGCCCUAAGAACGUCGAGGAACGCGAGAAGCGAAGCAAGGCGUCUAUCCAUGGAGCGGACCGGGAGAGUCAUGUUUUUACUGUCGAGGAAAUCAUGAGCUCGAUGAAAGCUGCCGCGUCAACCACUAGGACCAGUGGCGGCAGUGUUCCUGGUGGAGGCAUGUUUUCUUCUGCAGGAUCCCUCAGCUUCCGCAACUACAACAACUCGUCCUUGAGGGGCUCACCGGCACCAUCUUCAAUCCGUGAUAGAGGGAGCAGUGCUGUGGUCGACGUGAAGCCAGCCACGCGCACGCACGUAAAGAAUACUGCGUUCACUGCAGUGACCGGGUUUUCGUCAGGAAGCGGCGUUCCGAUGACCGGUAAUGUGGUCAGCUCUAACUCUGGAUCGCCAGGCACGAGCAGUCUCGAACACACACCGCGAGCACCUGGCGGCAUGGUCGCUUUUGGCUCUUCACCGAAGAUUUCCUCAGUUGACCUGCGUGGAGGUGCUAGUAGUAGUUCGAACACCACACCCAGGAGUGGUCUUUUAACGUCGACCGCGUCGCCGCGCGGCGGACCACCACCGCCGCAACAUCGGGAGCAAUUCGCACCCGAGUCACCACCUCCGCCGGUAAAUGCAGCUGACCCAGAGCACGCGUCACCGCCACUAGGUGCCCAGAUAGACAGGGAGAGUCCGGAGCAACAGAGGCCAGCGGGUCUCAGUCCCGAACAACAACGACCGCACGAAGAGAAUAUCUAA
This is a messenger RNA of Amoebophrya sp. A25, 3969 nucleotides long. NCBI's taxonomy places the organism in Eukaryota, Dinophyceae, Syndiniales, Amoebophryaceae. The record is from the annotation of a GenBank genome assembly.